CGCCUGUAACGACCCAGUUGCCGCAGCGACACCACCGCCAUCAAUGGCAACACUGCACCAGCUCAAAGCCCAAAACGACAGUCGCUUGAGCGUGGAGAAAGGGCUGAUCGAUCGAAAACGGAACGUUCUCGUGCUGGCGUUGCAUUAUUGCGUCGAGAACGGGUACUUGCAAACCGCGGAAAAGCUGCAACAAGAAGCAGGCGUCGCGCUCUCCAAGUUUGAAGUCGUCGACAACAUCGACCUACUUCGCAUAGUACAAGUACUGGGCAACAUAUAUAGCCAAUUCAAUGUCCAUGCCAACUGCCUCACUGGUCGUAGGAGUUUGAAGACUUUUACGAGCUCAAGUUUGGCAAGAAGCCCAAGCUCGUGCGUCGGACGAAUGGCGACGAAGAAAAGGCCAAAGUCUCGCAAUUCAACGACAAGAAAGCUGCUAUGGAGAAACGAACCAAGCGCAACAGCUACACAUCUGCGCACAUGCCUUCGGAAGCCCGAGUGGAAAACAACGCCGCACUCAAGGCGGUGCAAACUUGCCUCGGAAGCAACAAUGUCACUACAUCAUCAACGAAACCAGUGGACGACCUGUCGUUGCUGGAGCCCACCGUGACGUCGGGCGUCGUGGGUGCCAAGUCUGGCAACCAGCGCACGACAAAACCAGCCAAAGGGAAAGCGGAAGUCAAGCCGGAAGAAGACGACGACAGUGUCGAAGACAGACUGCUCAAACCGCUGCCGUUUAUGCAUGAUUCCGAGUUACGACCGCUCGCAGAAAACAUCACAAGGGAAAUCUUCCAAAAGAAUCCCAAUGUCCACUGGGACGACGUAGUGGGGUUGACCGAUGCCAAGCGGUUGCUCAAAGAAGCCGUGGUCAUGCCGUCCAAGUACCCUCAGUUGUUUAAGGGGCUGCUGUCCCCAUGGUGUGGUAUCCUGCUGUACGGCCCACCUGGGAAUGGCAAGACGAUGCUCGCCAAGGCAGUCGCGACCGAGUGCAAAACCACCUUUUUCAACAUCUCUGGGUCGUCCAUUGUUAGCAAAUACCGCGGGGACUCUGAGAAACUCGUGCGCAUGUUGUUCGAGUUGGCUCGGUACCACGCGCCGUCGACGAUCUUUCUGGACGAAAUCGAUUCGAUCAUGGGCCAACGCGGCGGCGGUGACAGCAGCAGCGGCGGGGAACACGAAGCCAGUCGUCGCAUGAAAACAGAACUGCUCAUUCAGAUGGACGGGUUGUCCAAGACACAAGAAGUGGUGUUUGUAUUGGCGGCGAGCAAUUUACCGUGGGAAUUGGACACCGCCAUGCUUCGACGACUGGAAAAGCGAGUGUUAGUCGGGUUGCCGUCCCCCGAGGCUCGCCACCAUAUGUUUGCCGAGCUCUUGGCGCCGUACAUUGAUGCGAAUUUCGAUUUUGCCGGCAGUGUCCUCAAGACCGAGGGGUAUUCUGGCGCCGACAUCAAGCUCGUGGCAAAGGAAGCAUGCAUGGCUCCCGUUCGACGACUCAUGGCAAAGCUGGAAGCUCCAGAUGCAGCGACCAAUCAACUCCCAUGUGAAUCUGGCAAUUGGCACGAGUUACUGGACAAAAUCACUUCCGACGACAUCACACAAGCAUUAGACAAGACCAAGCCAUCGGCGCACCAGUUUCUUCGAAAGUACGAAACGUGGCACAAUCGAUUUGGGUCGUCGUAGGUAGAAGUACUAACGCUAACUAGACCCUGGUUACUGACUA
Aphanomyces astaci is the source of this 1714-nucleotide messenger RNA. RefSeq lists its product as hypothetical. NCBI's taxonomy places the organism in Eukaryota, Oomycota, Saprolegniomycetes, Saprolegniales, Verrucalvaceae. The coding region runs from base 433 to 1674 and encodes 413 amino acids. Gene Ontology annotation, molecular function: ATP hydrolysis activity; ATP binding; protein binding. The transcript has 12 exons. The record is from RefSeq and is a predicted model, not a curated record.